Molecule: messenger RNA, 531 nt
Organism: Diaporthe amygdali
Lineage: Eukaryota; Fungi; Ascomycota; Sordariomycetes; Diaporthales; Diaporthaceae
Exons: 3
Coding region: 1-531 (176 amino acids)
Source: RefSeq, a predicted model, not a curated record
AUGUUCUGUUGCUCUAGCCGGAAGGAAAAGAAGUCUUCGGGGGGCGAGCCAGUCGAAUUGGUGCAACAGGUACCCAGGAGCAUCCGGCCAGUCCGGCGACUUCAAGAAUUUGACUACACUAUUACACGACUUGGAGAAUUCGAAAACCCGGCCGGAGUUGGUCCACUCCAAAUCGACUUUUAUGCAGUCUGGUAUACCGGACCACUUCCGCCUCCAGAUGAGGAAAUUGCUAUACUCGGUGGCAUUAAAGAAAACGGUCAACUGAUCAUUUCCGAAAUCUUUACAACAAGAGAUCCUCGACCAGAGCAGCAAAGGCCACGGGCUGCCGAUAUCUUGCUUGGAUUCUGGUGUCAUGAGCUUGAAAUCCCCGUUGAAGAUCUGAAGGGACUAUUUUUCGACAACGUCGAGGAAACGACCAUGGGAGAGAACCAGGAAAUGAGGAAUUCUGGGACUCAAGUUAAGCGCUUCGAUUUCAUACCAAAAGUUCACACAGAUGGUGCCGAGUAUUCUUUCAAAGUUACCUUCGAGUAG